AUGGGCAUCUUGGAGCCAGGCUGCCGAGACAUGCUGACGGGCACCGACCCGAUGCCGGCGAGCGACGAGGGCCGGGCGCCAGGCGCCGACUCGCAGAACCGCUACUUCUACCCGGAGCCGGGCGCGCAGGACGCGGCCGACCGUCGCGUGGGCGCCAGCCUGGGGGCGCCCUACGCCGGGGGCGCCCUGGUGCCUGCCCCGCCGGGCCGCUUCCUCGGAGCCUACGCCUACCCGCCCCGACCCCAGGCCACCGGCUUCCCCGGGGCGGGCGAGCCCUUCCCGCCGACGCCGGGCGCCGAGGGCUACCAGCCGGGGGACGCCUACACCGCCCCGGACCCGCGCGCCACACUCUACCCGGGGCCGCGCGAGGACUGUGCGCUGCCGGCGGGGCUGGAGGUAUCCGGGAAGCUGAGAGUCGCGCUCAACAACCACCUGUUGUGGUCCAAGUUUAAUCAGCACCAGACGGAGAUGAUCAUCACCAAGCAGGGACGGCGGAUGUUCCCAUUCCUGUCAUUUACUGUGGCUGGGCUGGAGCCCACCAGCCAUUACCGGAUAUUUGUGGACGUGGUCUUGGCGGACCAGCAUCACUGGCGGUAUCAGAGCGGCAAGUGGGUGCAGUGUGGAAAGGCUGAGGGCAACAUGCCAGGGAACCGGCUGUACGUCCACCCAGACUCUCCCAACACUGGAGCCCACUGGAUGCGCCAGGAAGUUUCAUUUGGGAAACUAAAGCUCACGAACAACAAAGGGGCCUCCAACAACGUGACCCAGAUGAUCGUGCUCCAGUCCCUCCAUAAGUACCAGCCCCGGCUACACAUUGUCGAGGUCAGUGAUGGAGAGCCAGAGGCGGCCUGCAAUGCUUCCAACACGCACAUCUUUACUUUCCAAGAAACCCAGUUCAUCGCCGUGACCGCCUACCAGAACGCCGAGAUUACUCAGCUGAAAAUUGAUAAUAACCCUUUUGCCAAAGGAUUCCGGGAGAACUUUGAGUCCAUGUAUGCAUCUGUUGACACCAGCGUCCUCUCCCCGCCUGGACCCAACUGUCAAUUGCUUGGGGGAGACCACUACUCUCCUCUGCUCCCCAACCAGUAUCCCGUUCCCAGCUGUUUCUACCCCAACCUUCCCAGCCAGGCCAAGGAUGUGGUUCCCCAGCCUUACUGGCUGGGGGCCCCUCGGGACCACAGCUACGAGGCCGAGUUUCGAGCUGUCAGCAUGAAGCCUUCAUUCCUGCCCUCCGCCCCUGGGUCCACUAUGUCCUACUACCGAAGCCAGGAGGUCCUGGCACCUGGAGCUGGCUGGCCUGUGACCCCACAGUACCCUCCCAAGAUGGGCCCAACCAGCUGGUUCCGCUCCAUGCGAACUCUGCCCAUGGAACCUGGCCCAGGAGCCUCAGAGGGGCGGGGGCCGGAAGACCAGGGCUCCCCCUCCUUGUGGACUGAGAUCACCCCCAUCCGGCCAGAGUCCAGCGACUCAGGACUGGGUGAAGGAGACUCUAAGAGGAGGCGUGUGUCCCCCUAUCCUUCUAGUGGCGACAGCUCCUCCCCUGCGGGGGCCCCUUCUCCUUUUGAUAAGGAAACCGAAGGCCAGUUUUAUAACUAUUUUCCCAAUUGA
Messenger RNA from Eubalaena glacialis (North Atlantic right whale), 1608 nucleotides. RefSeq names its product T-box transcription factor 21 (gene TBX21). The coding region runs from base 1 to 1608 and encodes 535 amino acids. Gene Ontology annotation, cellular component: nucleus. Gene Ontology annotation, molecular function: RNA polymerase II cis-regulatory region sequence-specific DNA binding; DNA-binding transcription factor activity, RNA polymerase II-specific. The transcript is spliced from 6 exons. Gene Ontology annotation, biological process: regulation of transcription by RNA polymerase II; cell fate specification; positive regulation of DNA-templated transcription. NCBI's taxonomy places the organism in Eukaryota, Metazoa, Chordata, Mammalia, Artiodactyla, Balaenidae. The record is from RefSeq and is a predicted model, not a curated record.